AUGGAGAAACUAAACACUGAGGACGGACAACUCUUCAUAAAGAAUCUCGCCAGCUUCGUCCGCACCCAUGAAAAGGCGCUAGCCAAUGCCCUGCAACUGAGACGCACACAAUCCGCUCAUGUCUCCUCCACAACCUCCUCCAGCUCGGGGAGUGCCCUCUCCUCGACCUCCUCGACUCUGGCGUCAGCCUUGUCUUUUGGGACAUUGAAGCUUGGCUCCCAAGGCAUCAAGCCCGCGAAACUUACCCUGACCCCCCAUCACCUGUUCUACCUACUCUCCCGCUUCGAGGAUCUCUCCAUCUCCGUCGGUCCCAUGAGUGUUCGACUGGAAAACAUCCAUAACGAUGUGUCCCAAUCCUACGUCUCCUUCCUGAACAAACCCCAACGGUCCAGGGGUGAUAGAGACUCCAUCCACUCAGUAUCAAGUGUCCGUAGUGUCAUGUCUGGUAUGAGUGCCCUCUGGUCGUCUUUCGGAAUCUCCAAAGACUCCUCGACCAAAUCCGAAAAAGCCAAGGCUGCCCUCGAAGCGGACCUCAAGUACCUCUACUCCGCUUUUACCAAGAUACCCUGUUUGCGUUUAGCCCCUGACCACCGCGCCCGUCUAAUCCGCGGUUACGAAGAAUUCCCCUUUGACACGGCUGUGCCGCUCCAUUCAUUCAAAAACCUGAGUGCGUUAGAAAUCAUUGAUAUAGACUACCGUUCCUUCUUUGGCUGGGAUCGAUUGUCGGAGCAACUGCGAACCCUGACGAUCAAGAGAGCCAACCUUGAAGACCCUGCGGACCUGCUCACUGGCAUUGUAUUGGACGAUAUCGACAAGCGCCGUCGCCGGUCAUCCAAAGCCCAGGGACACUCCCCGACGCUGAGUUCCAGUGGAAAUGGUCACUCCCAGAUGGUCCGCCCUGAGUGGUCUGGAUCCCUUUCUGUGCCAAACUCUCCGGUCGCUGAGACGGCCCUUGGAUCGAGCACGAGUCCGCAGGCGGCCUCUAUGCUCCGUGUUGGGUCAGAAGGCUCUCAGGGCCGCUCCCGCACCGAGAGCAAUUCGCCAACCCGUCCCGCCAGUUCGAGGCACUCGAUCCAGCGUCAUACCCGGCAUUCGCGGAUUAGGCGCACCGGUUCUGGUAGUUCUAAUUCUAGCGAGCACUCGGGUCAUUGUCGAAGCUCAAGCUCCUCCAAUCUUCUCCUCUCCACCACUCUCCCCUCGUCAAAAUGGCGAUUCCUCCGGCAUCUGGGACUGCCGGAUAACUCCCUGACAACCAUCAGUACCACCAGUCUUGCCCCUGUAGCGAAUACCCUGCAUUCUCUGGAUCUCUCAUCGAAUCUCUUUACCGAGGUUCCCGACAGUCUAGCAUCCCUGGUCGCAUUGCGAGCCCUAAACCUGUCGCAUUGUAUGAUUGAAUCCUUGCACUCCUUGUCCCGAAACCCUCUCCCCGCAAUCACAGCUCUCAACCUCCGUGGCAACCGUCUCCGCUCGCUCGCCGGAAUCGAACGUCUUCUUUCGUUGGAACGAUUGGAUCUGCGGGACAACCUGCUGACCGAUCCGAUGGAGAUUGCCCGACUCACCUGUCUCCCUGAAAUACGGGAGAUCUGGAUAUCGGGCAAUCCGUUUGUGAAGACGUAUUCCGGCAACCGUGUCGUUAUUUUCAACCUAUUCCGCCGUACGCCGGGUUACUCGGUCGACAUCAUUAUCGAUGGGACCAGCCCCGGAUACACGGAGAGGAAGCACUUGGUUGAACGAGUGGCGGAGCCGGAGGGCGCCCCGGUCAUCCGGACGCCUAUCGCGGACCAUUCGACGGUUGUGAGCAAGUCCCCUGGCACUGUUGUGGCACAACAAGGGCCCGUCCCGGUUGCUCGACCGGGCCAAGCACCGGAGGAAGUGCGAGGCAACGCAUGCGACGUUGGACCUCCGCGACGAAGGAGGGCCAACCGACGACGAAUCGUCGAUAUGCCCAAAGCCUCCAAAGAGAAGCCACUCAAAGAUGGCAAAAAUGAUUCAGGUACGACUGUGACUCCUGUGCUUUCUACCAUCCAGCAUGUCCAGAUACCCGAUGAACCGCGCUUUGCGGCAACCUCAGACCGUCAAUGGAAAUCUGAUGGUGGUUCCCAGGGCGGACCUCGCCAAAUCCAAUCGAACCCCGAUAGGCCUGGUGAUGCGGGCACGACGGCGCAAACGCUGCAACCGACGCGCCAUGGUGCUGAUUGGAGCAUGGAUGGGGACCACUACAUACGCCAGCUCGAGGCUCUUCGUCAGGAGGUUUGGCUCAACGCGCUUGGUGAUCGUACCUGGGAAAGCAGACCAAGGGAAGCCAGUGUGCCGCGCACUGGACCGCCUCUGGACUCGUCCACGAGGAUUCCCGCGGACACUAUUCCAAGGGCUUGCAGCAACCAGAUUAUCAUUGGCGGUGAUCGCACAUAA
Molecule: messenger RNA, 2412 nt
Organism: Aspergillus glaucus CBS 516.65
Lineage: Eukaryota; Fungi; Ascomycota; Eurotiomycetes; Eurotiales; Aspergillaceae
Product: leucine-rich repeat domain-containing protein
Exons: 2
Coding region: 1-2412 (803 amino acids)
Cellular component (GO): cytoplasm
Molecular function (GO): protein kinase binding
Source: RefSeq, a predicted model, not a curated record